AUGGCAACCCAAAACCAAGACCGCCUCCGUUCACACUUCUCCUCAGCUCCCGAUGCAGAGCACAACAACCGCUGGGACGAUCUCUGGAGAGAGUCUACGUUCCUGCCUUGGGACCGUGGUCACGCAAAUCCUGCGCUAAUUGAUCUGCUCCGGGAACGUGGUCGCCCGCUCUCCUCACCGGACCCCAAUCCCUCCCUCGGUGCACCGCCACCAAACAGCGAAUCGGCGGGCUACGCUUCUCUCGCUGGGCCAUUGAAGGAUGACGGGAAAAGGAGGAGAGUGCUUGUGCCAGGGUGUGGGAAAGGAUAUGACGUAGCACUAUUUGCGGCAUAUGGCUAUGACGCUUAUGGGCUGGAAGUGUCCUCGCAUGCUGCUGACGCUGCGAGAAAGUACCUAGAGGAACCCAGAAAGGGGCCGUUGGAAGGAGAGUAUGCAGUCAUGGACGAGAAGAUCGGAAGGGGCGCGAUGAGAGUUGUGUGUGGGGAUUAUUUCAAAGACGGCUGGUUAGGAGAUGUGGAAGGCUGGGAAAGCGAUGAGGGGUUUGACAUCAUCUACGAUAACACGUUUCUUUGCGCACUCCCUCCCUCUCUGAGACCAAAAUGGGCAUCUCGUACCACCACGCUCCUCCGCCGCCCCUCACCAAACACCACUUCUACUGGCGGUGUGCUCAUCUGUCUUGAAUUCCCCACACACAAGCCCGCAUCUUCUGGCGGACCUCCGUGGUCGCUUCCUCCACUUGUACACAGUGAGCUGCUCAAACGACCGGGUCAGGAUAUCUCGUAUGACGACCAAGGGGUCGUAACCAAAACAGAUCGAGAGGAGACAGAGAACGCGCUGGUCAAGAUUGCGCACUACACCCCCAAGCGGACCCACGAGAUUGGCGUCAUCAAGGGCCUCGUAAGAGACUGCGUGAGUAUGUGGCGGCACAAGGCGGAUUGUCCGGAUGAUCAGAAAUGGCACUGA
Messenger RNA from Alternaria alternata, 963 nucleotides. Its product is annotated as S-adenosyl-L-methionine-dependent methyltransferase. The record is from RefSeq and is a predicted model, not a curated record. The transcript has 2 exons. Gene Ontology annotation, molecular function: thiopurine S-methyltransferase activity. Lineage: Eukaryota; Fungi; Ascomycota; Dothideomycetes; Pleosporales; Pleosporaceae. Bases 1 to 963 code for a protein of 320 amino acids.